AUGUCCACGAAGAGGAUGGCCCCAACCAAGAUCGGCACCCACGACGGGUCCUUCCACUGUGACGAGGCGCUCGGAUGCCACCUCCUGAGGCUGACGAAAGCCUACGCAGACGCGACGAUCGUGAGGACGCGCGACCAGGAUCUCCUGAGCGAGUGCGACAUCGUCAUCGACGUCGGCGCGACGUACGAGCCUGAAAAGUUUCGCUUCGAUCACCACCAGAAGGGCUUCGAGGAGGUCUUCGGGCACGGCCACACCACGAAGCUGUCCUCCGCGGGGUUGGUGUACAAGCACUUCGGCCGCGAGAUCGUCGCGAACGUCCUGAAGAAGGACGCGGCCGAUCCGAUCGUGGAGAAGAUUUACCUCAAAGUCUACAAGUCCUUCGUCGAGUGCGUGGACGGCGUGGACAACGGCGUGCAAAUCUUCGAGAGCGACAAACCCGCGCUGUACGUGGACAACACCGGCCUCAGCGCGCGCGUGGGGAAGUUCAACGCGAACUGGAACGAGCCGUUCACGGACGAGACGCAGAUGGCCGGGUUCGAGAAAGCCAUGGCGCUCGCGGGCGGAGAGUUUGAAGACGCCGUGAGAUACUACGGCGAAGUGUGGCACCCGGCGCGCGCGCACGUGAUCGACGCCCUCGACGCCGCGUCCGCGACGCACGCGUCCGGGGAAAUCCUGAAGCUCGAGACGUUCUGCCCGUGGAAAGAGCACCUGUUCGAGCUCGAGGAGGAGCGCGGGAUGACGACGCUGCCGAAGUACGUCCUGUACGACGACGGGAAAGGGUCGUGGCGCGUCCAGGCGAUUCCGGAGACGCCGUCGUCGUUCAACUCGCGACGCGGGCUGCCGAAGGCGUGGCGCGGCGUGCGCGACGACGCGCUGAGCGAGCUGUCCGGGAUCGAAGGGUGCAUCUUCGUGCACGCCGCGGGGUUCAUCGGCGGGAACAAGACGUACGACGGCGCGCUCGCGAUGGCGUCCAAGGCGCUCGAGCUGGAGUAA
This is a messenger RNA of Micromonas pusilla CCMP1545, 993 nucleotides long. RefSeq lists its product as uncharacterized. The coding region runs from base 1 to 993 and encodes 330 amino acids. The record is from RefSeq and is a predicted model, not a curated record. Gene Ontology annotation, cellular component: cytoplasm; nucleus. The transcript has a single exon. Lineage: Eukaryota; Viridiplantae; Chlorophyta; Mamiellophyceae; Mamiellales; Mamiellaceae.